AGAGCGCACAGAGCCGAGAGCUCUUCAACUCUUUGUUUCUUUCUGUCACACCGGAGUCUCGUUUAAUUUUCUUCACCACCUGCUUUCUGAAUACAGUCUCCUUGUUUUCUCUGAUUUCUUCACCACCAGCUGCUUGAAUGAGAUGCACCAAGCGUAGUCCUCAUCGUUCUUUAUUAUUAUUAACACCAGGAGAGCAGGCUUGUUUUACACCAUGCAAAAGCCUCACAUCAGCAGCAGCCAGCUGGGCUCUUCAGGUCCUCUGGUGAUUAAAGAGGAAGACAAGGAGCCAAUACUGGGCGCUGAGUACCUGAGCUCCCGCUGUGUCCUCUUCACCUACUUCCAAGGGGACAUCAACGCUGUGGUGGAUGAACACUUCAGCCGAGCGCUCAGCAAUGUGACUGUAUUCCCGGAUUCAACCAACCACAAAGCCAUAAGAGAUGGGUCGUUCCCUAUGAAUCAAAGAAGUUUGCCUUCAUCUUUCUGGAACAGCUCUUACCAGUCAGCAGCUGCCUCCUCCAACCUGUCAGCUCUCCACACAGAGCCUUCUUUCCAUGGAGAUCCAUACUCCUCUGUCUCACUCUACAGCCAUCUUCAGCAACCAUGUCCAGAGACCUGGCAUUCUUCUCACCAUCGCCAUUACUCACUAGGUGCCGUUAUAGGCACCCAGGGCUCCCCCUGCUCAUGUCCAGGAGUGCACGACAUGUAUGGGAAACCAUUUGACCCACACUACAGCUCACUGUUUGUGUCACCAGUGAAACCCCACUACUGUCUAACCUCCAGUAACCCAGUCCUGGGACAUAGUCCAUCAGCCUGUGAUCUGGGCGCGAAAGAGGAGUCAAGGACAGGACUAACAUGGAGCGGGACCUUCACAGAGCAGGACUUGGCAUCGACUCAACAUAGACAGAGGUCUGCAGACACAGGAGAAGAGCAAGGAUCUGUAUUGGUUUCAGUGACUGCUACAUCAGUUCUAAUUUCUUUCCUCCAUCCCUCUUCUGUGGGACUGGUGUAGCUGACUGACAAAAUCUACAGACAGCAUCCGC
Molecule: messenger RNA, 1040 nt
Organism: Thalassophryne amazonica
Lineage: Eukaryota; Metazoa; Chordata; Actinopteri; Batrachoidiformes; Batrachoididae
Product: transcription cofactor vestigial-like protein 2
Exons: 4
Coding region: 212-1009 (265 amino acids)
Biological process (GO): regulation of transcription by RNA polymerase II
Cellular component (GO): nucleus
Source: RefSeq, a predicted model, not a curated record